AUGGGGACUCAGGGGCCGGGCAGGAAGAGGAUCCCGAACAGGGAGAAGCUGACCGCGGAGGAUGAUGCUUUGAACCAGAUCGCUCGAGAGGUGAGAUGGUUAAUCGAGUAUAACAUGGUGUUAAUAAUGUGAUUAUGGACUGAUCGGUGAUCAGCUGUUAGUGUCGGUCUGCAGGUUUGACUCUUUCUCAUAAUGCUGCAGCCUGCUGCUGGUGGACAGGACGAGUGGGGGUCAGAUACACAAUCUACAACCAUAACCGUGUGCUGCUAAAACCAUUAAAAAUAAAAUAUACUAUAAAAUAUUUAAGUAAAACAAGCAUAAGAGGGAGUUGAUGGAUACAUGCGCAGCUAAGUUUUUGUUUAAAAGUGACUAUUACUCACAAAAGUCUCAUAUAUCAUAUAGUAAGAUAACAGCAUCAUGUUUAUAGUUUAUAAUUACAUAGCUCUAGUUAACAUUACUGAAUUAUUUUCAUUAUAACAUCACAUUAUACAGUAACAUUACUGCAUCAUAUCUAUUAUUUUUGAUUAUAACAUGAACUGAACUUUGUUUAUAUAUUAUCUAUUACAAACAUGUAACCCUGGGUGCUUAAGGGAUAUUCUGGCGUAAAAUUAAUUUAGGGUCAAACACACCGGAACACUGAAUUAGAUACCCCCUCGAGAGAUGAAUCUUGCCGACUGCUUGCUUCUCUAGUUAUACCAACUUUAGUAACGACCACAGAUAGCAAUAUACAAUGGUGUGAGGAGCCAUAAACAAACCUCAACCAAAACGCCACUCUAUAGCCACAAAUAAUGCUCAGAACAGCACCUAACUUCAUCAACAGUACAUAUAGGGUCCGAGCCAUAGUACUAGCCACCAAACAUAUUUUAACUUUGCCUAAUUUCUUUAGCAAAGAGACAAAACACAACUCACCUACUCUCUUCCAGCAGUCGCUUGUUUGUAGUGAGAAGCGGUCGGCAACAUAAAUCUCUCGAGGGGCCGUCUCACCAGGUGUUACAUUGUGUUUGACCAGAAUAUCCUUUUAACAGGUGUACAGAAAUAAGUUUAAAAGACAAAAUCUGUAGUAAAAGGCUCAUAGAAAAAGUAAAAUUAAAUACUUAAUUCAUGAUAUAUGACAAAAAUAAAAUCAAUAAAACCUGAAAAAUAUUUAAAUAAUAGGUACAAUAGCUUUUAACAAAAAGGUUUUAAAAUGACCGAUUAAUGGUGUUUCUCUGCCUUAUUGUGUCACUUUUUUGUGGCAUUUUGUCCCUCUUUGCACCCCAUAAGAACAACCAGGUGUGAACAGCUGCAAGGUGAUGUCAGCAGGUCAUCGUUAAAUCAACAUAAAAAUCGUCAGAUCAAUAAUGUCAUGAUUCAACGCCACAACAAAGAGCCUUUAUGUCCUGUUAGUGUGUGUGUGUGUGUGUGUGUGUGUGUGUGUCCUACAUUCUGCUCUGGAAUGUGAGGCUGAUGAAUGAACCUCACUCAGGGGAAAACUUCUCCUGUUUGUUGUUGUGUUGUCGCAUGGUUGCAUUUGUACAGUAAUUUUAAAGAUAGGUACUUGUGUUGUUUAGUUGUUGUGUUGUGUAGUUUUUACGCAGUCUUCUCAUUAUUGUCAAGGUUUUGUGUCACAGUUCUGGUCCUGAGUACUUCUCUAAUUAUUGUGGUUGUAUAGUUUUUAUAAAAUUAUUUUACUGUAAAGUUGUUGUCAAGCUGUUAAGUUGUUUUGUAGUGUGUCGCUGCUGUGCUGUUGUUUAGAAAGUUGUGUCUUUGCUCUUCAGUUGUAGUUGUUGCGCAUUAGAGGCUGGUGUGAAGUUGUUGUUUAGGCUUGAUUUUGUUGAAUUUUGUGUGUAGUGUUAGGGUUUCAUGUGCAGUUGUGUUGUUGGGUUGUGUGUUAAUAUUAAUAAAAUUAAAAUGUGCUCGAUGUUUGUUGUUGGUUGAAGCUUCAUCCUGCCGAUCUCAAACCUGCCAGGUCACAUGACUCUCAUAUCUGAGCAGGUAACCGCAGACCCACCUGACUGCAUUCACCUGUGUGUGUGUGUGUCUGUGUGUGUGUGUGUGUGUGUCUUGGGUCUUUUUUUGCUGAUUGUUAUCCUGAUAAGACCAAGAGUUACUGUGUGCAUGCCUGAAAAAAGGGGCAGAAUCAGCCAAAAGAAACUACAGCUAACUACAAGUGACUCAGUUUAACUAAAUAUAUAAUAACAGAGGACUGAACAGAUUAAAAGAUACAAUUAUAAGACACUUCAAAUCAGUUGGUAUGCCUACAUAUGAUGUUGGUAUCUCCCAAUCAUCUCUUAGUCGCCUUUAACUUGUCCAAAAUGCUGCUGCCCGUCUUUUAACCAACACUAACAGACGUGAGCACAUCACUCCUGUCCUUAGCUCCCUUCGUUGACUUCCCAUCUCUUUUAGGAUUGAUUUUAAACUUUUAAUGUUUGUUUUUAAAGCUCUUGAAUGCCUUGCCCCUGUCCAGCACAAGCUUUUAACUGUUCGGGAGCCGGGUAGAGCCCUGAGGUCGUCAAAUCAACUUCGGCUGGAGUUGCCCAGGUCAAAACACAAACACUGGGGUGACCGAGCCUUUUCAGUCGCUGAUCCCAGGCUCUGGAAAAAGCUCCCCACAGAAAUGAGACUUAUUUCUGACCAGGGCCUUUUCAAAUCCUGAUUAAAAAAGUACUUAUUUAUGCUGGCUUUUAAUACCCAGUUGCGUGGUGACACUUUAUUUUAUUGCAUUGCAUUUCAUUCUUUUUUAUUGCUUUUAUUGUUUUUAUUUAUUAAUUUUUAUUUUCUAUGUUUUGUAAAGCACUUUGGCUCACCGAAAGGGUUGUUGUAAAGGGCUGUGAGAAUAAAAAACAUUUACAUCUUUACCACAGAUGACCUCAGGUUUCCUUGUGAGUGUAGGAUGAUGUUUUACUGGUUUGUUGUUGUUGUGUGAGCGUAUAUUGGCAGUAAAUUGUCUGCCAUCACCAUGGUAACAUCACAGCAGUGACCUACUGAGAGCUGGCAGUCUGUCACUGUGUGUGUGUGACCCCUAUUCUGUAAUCCUUUGCUGCAGCGCUAACACUAAUCUCAACUCAUGACGGUGCCCCAACAUACACACACUCACACAGAUCUGUGCGACAUCUGGUUAGGACACUGUCUUAACUUCCUGUUUACUUCCUGGUUCAGCUGUUUAAAAAAUGUUUAGAGUGAACUCAGGGCUGAUCUCUCUCUACUCGGAGACCGGUUUACCUGCAUACUGCACUCAGGUGUGUUGUUGUCACGGUGAUGGAGGGUGUGUCUCCUGCAGGGAGGACAGGUGGAUGAGCCACAUUCCCACAGCUGGACAAACUGAUGAGAUGCAAUGAAAUAAACUCAGUGAUGCAGGUGAAGAUGAUGUUUAUAUAAAUUCACUGUGUUUACCUCCAUCCUGUCUCCACUCAGGCUGAGGCCAGGCUGGCGGCGAAGCGGACGGCAAGGGCGGAGGCGAGAGACAUCAGAAUGAAGGAGCUGGAGAGACAGCAGAAAGAGGUUGGGAGGCUUUUAUUUUGAAAUCACUGCAAGGCACACCCACAUAAACACACAUGAACAUCAUGUCAGUUUGGGGUUUGCCGUGCUCUAAGAAACAACACAAUGCUAAUGCUAGCUAAGUAGGUUGCUUUGAUUUAUUUUGACCCGAGUAAAGUUUGUGUCAGUUUUGGUGCCCCCUGUGGACGAAGUAGUCUUUGCUUAUCUUGGAAUUUUCAUGCUUAAAUAGUGACUGGCCAAAAAAUCUCCCUGCUGAUUUUUGACAGUCAAUUAUCUAAUUUAUUUAAAUUUUUGAUGGUUACACCUAAGGGCAUGACACUAAUUUUUAAUGUCAUUUUACAAUUCGCACACAUCUAUUUUUAGUCACAAAUGCGAGUGAAACGGUCACACUGUCACGCCCUGCGCCUGUUUAAGGCAUCAAAAACUACAAAAUAGCAAACCUAAGUCUUGUCACUGAUCGUGUAGUUCAUGUUUGAAUAUCAUAAAAAUGCAUCAAUGUAAAUUUUAGUCUGUUUGAUUGGCGUUAAAAAGUUCUUUACUAGAGCUUUAAUCUGUUUUAUAUAGAAAACAUGAACAUUGUAAAUAUACUGUAUUUUGUAUAAUGUUAAACAUAUGGUGUAAUGCAGCUUACUAUGAUGUCACAUCCUGUCCAAGUUUUUUGUGAACAUGAUGAGGUCAGGUGACCGUACCUGAGUGACAUCACAGAGCAGUGUUAAGAGUUGUCAGGGUCAAAGGUCAGAGAGUGUGAGGGAGCUUUAAUCAUCAGACGUUUGAAGGGUCUCUGCGGUGAGUUUCUUCACUUUUGACUUCAGUUCAGUUUCUUAGAAAAGUUUAAAAAUCUAAGUUUCUGUUUUAUUAUUUAAAAAAUUUAGACAUGUCAGAGAAAUGUAUUUAUAUGAAAACGGGACAAAGUGACAGGAACUUGAGUUUGUUUAGAGUUUAUCAACUCAGAGAUGAAAUUUUCAGAUUUACAGAAAAAUAACCAUCAAAUUAUUUUGUUUUUUUAAUGAAAAAAGUAAAUUACUUUUUUAGAUUUAGAUAUUUGAAACAAGCAGUUUUCUGUUUUUGUGGUUUUAACUGAUCAGUCCUCUAGUUUGUGGAAAAAAAUGUCAUUUUUGCAGAUGAAAAAAAGAAAACAGAUUUACUUUUAAAACUUUUUUUGACUGACUGAACUUUAUCCUGUUACACGGUCUGAAUACCUGGUGGAGUUAUUUUAGAUUUUAUAAUAUCUAAACAUAGAUUACAAAAAAUUCAACAUUUUUAAGGUUUGAAUACAGAUUGGUUCAUUUUAACGUUUCCUGACCACAGCGCCAGCAGCCAAUCAAAGGCUCAGACCUCUGACCUCAUCAAAAGUGUCUGUUUCAACAGAGCACUGGGAGAAUGAGUCAUGUGACCAAGACAAUGUAAUCACAUGACUCUGUGUUUUACACUUCACCUUAUUUACAGUCAAUUAAAUUAGGAUGUAAAUACAUAUGAGCUCAUUACCUCUGACCUAACUCUUUGCUCAGCUUCCUCUAAACUACAUUAUUUCAUCACACUAACCCACCUCUGACCCCUGACCUCUUGUUCUUACCCUGUCUCUCCUCUCGUUUCUCGCCCUGCUUACCUCAGCUCUUUCACAGCCACAAGGUACGACUAACCCAAAACAUCCCACCUUAAAUCCACCUUAAAUCCUCACUGCUGGGUGUUUGUUUUUCUCAUGUGGAGGGCCGGGCGGGUGGAGUUAGUCUCCAUGUGGGGGCGUGUUCUAACUCUGUCUCCUCCUCUUCCUCCCCUUGCUCCUUCCACAGAAGUAUUAUGGUCUGGACAAUAAGUGGGGACACAUUGAACAGUGGAUGGUAGGACUCGAACAGACCACAGGUCUCUCUCAGAGUCUCAACGACUGGCGUUAGGCUUUUUAGGACUUGUCGGGACUAUUUAGGACUUGUCAGGUCUGUCCAGGAUUUGUAAGGACUGUUGAGGGCUUGUUAGACCUUUUAAGGACUUGUUAGAGCUCUUUGGGACUUGCUUUGGCAGUUGCACCUGUUAGGACUUGUUAAGGCUUGAAAGAAUUGCAAAGCCUUUUCUAAAACUAUUUAAGACUUGUUAGGGGUGUUAAGGACUUGUGAAGACUUAGAAACUUGUUUGGACUCUUCAGAGCUUACUAGUAUUUUUUUGGAUUAGCCAUGCCAGUGGAGGACUUGGUGGAACUAGACUACCCCUUAGGACUUGAAAGACCUAUCUUAAACUUGUAAAAGCUUUUAAGGACUUGUAAGGCUUGCUAAGCACUUGUGGAGCUUUUCAAGACUUGUCAGGGCUCGUUUGGACUUCUCUGGGACUCGUGAGACUCUGUAUGUCACAUGAAAACCUCAUAUAAAACGUGAUUGAACAGAUUUCUUGGAUCUUGUGUGACUUUUGACCUCUGAACAAAUACUGGAUGCCAUCAGUGGGGUUUGCUGCCCAUGUUGAGUCUGGCGCCCUCCUGUGGACACACUUAAAAUGCCCCAUAGCAUUAAAGAGGAAAAUACAAACAGGUGUUUUGUUCUGCAUUGCGAAAACUUCUUUAACACCCAGAAGGUCAAAAUAUAAAUCAAACUUAAAAUAAACUUAAAAUGAUCUGUUUUGGUUUUUUAACUCAUACAGAGACCUGAAAAUAAACUCUGGAGUCUGAUAAGCAGGUAAAAACUCCUCUUAGUGCUCUAUGUAAUGUUAAUGUAUAAGAAAUAUGAACCAUAAUUAAACUACAAUAUGGAAUAUUAACAUUAACUGAAAUAAUAAAACAAAUAAUAAAAGAGAAUUAUAUUAAAUAAACAGCUUCAUAUCAUUCAUUUGUGUGUGUGUUUGCUGAUAAUCAACAACAGUGGAGGUCAAAAGUCACACAGUCAGAUCAGGUGUGAGGUUUUCAUGUGUGUGUGUUGCAUGUAAACUGGAAGUGGCUGCUGUUUGUUGUUUGUUCUGCACGCGCUCAGACAGACUCAGAUAAUCUAACAGUUUAAUCCAGAUUGGCAGAUAAUUUGACCCUCUUGUUUGUUUAUUGUUCUGGUUUAUUUUUUCAUUGUUAAAGUUAAAUUAGUUUGAUCAGCAUUUGAUUUCAAAUCAUUUUUAUUUUCAGAAUUUAUUUCAUAUUUAUUUAUUUAUAUUCCUUAUUUUUCACCUUAUUUUGGAGGGGUUCCAAUCUGUGUCACAUGACCUGCAUGUCAGAGUCUUCACUGUAUAAUGACAUGUGUGUGUGUGUGUGUGUGUGUGUGAGAAAGUGUGUGCAUGUGUGUGUCCAGAGGAAACUGCUUGCCCCACCUCCUCUUCUUCUUCUUCUUCUUCUAUGGUGUCUGCUCUGUAACUGCUCUCUUUUCUUGGUGGCGUUUCAGGAGGACAGUGAGCGGUACGCUCGCCACUCACGGAGACACGCCUCGGUCUGUACCUCUGCACCCACCUCCACCUCAUUUCCUUUGUAGUCAGACUCUUCCUGUCAUCUGUUUGUGAUCACAGCAAGGAAACGAAUAAAGUUUUAGAGUUUGAAAAAUAGAAAUAAAUCAAAAAAAGGAAACAGAGUAAAUAAAAUCAACUAACAUCAAAACUAACACUGAACAUGCUGAAAACUGACUGUGUGUGUGUCCGUUUGUGUGUUUCAGAUGUCCGACGAUGAGGAGAGGAUGUCUGUGGGGAGUCGAGGAAGCUUCCGGGUGAGUCUGGUUUAAAGAAGAGCUCUGAUUGGUCGUCUCAUGCCAAUCAGAGCCCUGAUUGAUUGUGAUGUAAUCAAACUAAACACAUUAACAGCUGUUCUUCUUUUCUAACUUUAUAACCUUUUAACCGCUAACAGCUGAUUUCUCCUCUCCUUCCUGCUUCCUUUUCUUCUCUCCUGUUUCCUCCCUCCUUUAACUGUCCCUUCAGCCUUCAGACUACAGCGGGUUUCUGGGUUCUGGCUCUCGGGCCUCUUCUAGGGCCAGCUCAGCUCGAGCCAGCCCCGUGGUGAGCUCUGCCUCCACCCUUCUAAUAAUCACUUAUUUAUAACCUAAAUGCUCUCCCUGGUGGUUGAGUCGGUCUCCUGCAGCUUCACCAUGAUGAGUUUAAGUCUGAUGAGUCCUUUCCUGUGUGUGUUUUCAGGUGGAGGAGAGACCUGACAGAGAGUUCCUGGACAAGGUGAGUCAGCUGAUCUGAUUUAUGAAUAACAGUUAGAGAUUUUACCUGCCGUUUCUCUGACAAUGCCGACAUAUUUUAAUUAAAUACAAUAAAUAAAAUAAAUAAAGAUGUUUCCUCCUCCUCAUCCGCAGGGCUCGAGGACCGCCUCCACGCUCUCCGCCGCCACUCUAGCCUCACUGGGUGGCGCUUCAUCCCGCAGAGGAAGCUGUGACACGUCGUUCUCUGUGGAGACGGAGGCAUCCAUCAGAGACCUGAAGGUAGAAAAACAUCGAAAUGUUGAGUUUGAAAGGGGCAAAAAUUAUCCAAUUUUAGCAAUUUUGAAUAUUGUUACAAUAAAGUUAGGCUCAAACAGGUUAAAAAAAAAAAAACUUUUAGUACUUUAAAUUAAGUUUAAAGUGUACAAAAACAUUUUGAUAAUCAAGUUCACUCCUGUUUUUUAUAUUUUAAGUAUAAAAAUAUUUCAAUUUUAACAAUUUUGAAAUCUUGUAACAAAAAACCUAAGCUUAACCACAUAAAAAAAACCUUUUUUAAUAAAGUUUAAAGUGUGCAAAAACAUUUUGAUGAUUGAGUUCACUCCUGUUUUAAUAUUUAAGGAAUAAUUGUGAAGUAUAAAAUAUUUUGUUAAUUUAUUUAAUAGGAUUCAAAUAUUUGAAUUAAAUACUUAAAUGUUUUAAAAAUAGUUUUAUUAAAAUAAUUUUGACCCAGCACAAAAAUAUUUUGAAAUGAUAGUUGUGACAGAAAUCAACAUUUUAAUAAUUAAGUGUAAAUAGUACCAGAGAUCAUUAAAUGUUGAAAAUUUACUUAAACAAAAAUGUUUAAAAUUAACUUAAUGCUGUUUCAUUUUUAAUUAAGUGAUUCUGAGUUUAUUUUCAAUCUUAAAUAUUGAGCGGCUUGUAUAUGUUUCAGACAGUUGACGAAUAUUCUGGGAUUGACGGCGUAUUAAGAGGAACAAAUCUGUGAUAUAGUCACUUCUUAAUUUAACAGGAGAUUUCACAACUCAUUAUAGUGACUGAUUAUGAUUAUACUAAUAUGUUAGGAGUCUCUGUGCACCAGAACUAUAAUUCUUAUAAUAACUACAAUGACGCGGUUGUGUUUAGGAGUCUCUGUCGGAUGCAGAGGAGAAGUAUCGGCGUGCGAUGGUUUCGAAUGCCCAGCUCCAUAACGAGAAGUCGGCGCUGAUGUAUCAGGUGGACACGCUAAGGGAGGAGAUCAACGACCUGGAGGAGGACCUAUGGGAGACUCGUCGCCAUAGAGACGACUUCAGAAAGGUCAGAUGAUGGUUGUUUGUACUUGUGAAAAAAAAAACAGCUUGUGUGGAACUGGUGUUUAAAUAAAGAUUGAUGCUUUUGAAUGUUUCAGGAGUUUGAGCGCGAGCGUCAGGCUCACAGCGUCCUACAGUUCAGCUACAAAGAGAUCAAAGACACCCUGACGCACACCGAGGAGCUGCUGACGGUCUGUAACACACAUCCAGACAACUACAUACAACUACACACACACCAAUCAACUGAUCCAGAUAAGCACUGGUUUAACCAGAGAGCGCGUAACGUCAGAGCACCUGACUGACCCCUCCCCUCUUUUCCAACUUUUCACUCUUUACUAAAAAGUUUACUUUCAUAACUGAACUCACAAACACCUCGGCUCUACAGAUGCUAACAUGCUAACCCUGCUGCUCCUCCUUCAGGAGGUGUCUGAGCUCCGGGUGAGGAGCAGCUCUUACUGUCAGGAGGUCUCUGACCUAAAGGAGGCGCUGCAGUGGAAGGAGAAGAAGAUGGCGGUACGACAAAAACAUGACGGACCAUAGACUGUAUAUAAAAUGGACAGCGUCUGCCUUCUUGCUGGGUGAAGCCACUCCGAGAACAGCACACCCUGGUGAUGGGCUACAGUAUAGGUCAUAAAACCUCUGUACAGCUCAGUUUUUAAAAGUUAUUAGGGGGUUCAUGUUUUCUAUGAUUGACACUUGAUACAGCCUAUGGGGGUACAAGGAUUGCGUAGCUCUCGGCAACUCUCCCGCCGAAUGUGCACAAUGUGGUGGAGUGCGUACAGAGCUACUGUGCAAUGUUGGUUUGAGGAAAUGGAGCAAAAACGCAGAAUUACCAAGAGCUUUUCAGCUUCAAAUCCAUAUACUGGCAGAAGGCGGAACCAAGUUGUCCAUGGUAUAUACAGUCUAUGUGACGGACGCUGUUUUCUGUUUGACUUCCUGUUUGUGUCUGACAUCACUCUUUGGUGUGCAUCGUUUACUCCUGUAUGGCAGUAAAGCCACACGACUCAUCAGAUUUCAGUUUCAGUUCUGAUUCUGCUCUGAUUUUCCUCCUCUCUUCUUGGUCCGCCCUCACUUGAAAAUUCAGAACUCUUAACUUUUCUGUCUCCAAACCUCAACAUUUUCCGGCAACUCGCCAACACGCACUGCAACCCAGCGUGCAUGGAGGUGCCUGUUAAUCACUGAGUGAUUUCAGACACAACCUGUCCAAGCACUGACAUUCCUAACCUGAUCUAACCUCUGCUUCUUCACCCUUGCCUCCUUCUGUCUUUUUUCUUCCUCCUCCUCUUCGUCAGGCAUUAGAGCGUCAAAUGGAAGUGUCCGACAUCGUGCGGAUCCACCGCGAUCGGCUCAGGGUUGAGGUUUUAAGACUCUCUGACUUGUUGAAGGUAUUAGAGUGCGAGCCGUGAGGUCACAUCCUGUGUGAUGUCAUUGAUCGUCAUCACCUUAACUCGACUAGAAUGUUCCAAACCCCGUCAUCGUAUUUGAGUGACUGUGUUUAAUGUCAUCAACCCAUUAGCCUUCAUUUCAUGGACUUGGACAUUUAUUGGCGGUAUUGAUCAGUCACUGUUGAUUAUUUGAUAUUGAUCAAUCACUGAUGAGUUACUGAUUAAGCAAAGAUGUGUUGCCAAUUAAUAGAUAAUUCAAUUCAUUGAAAUUUGAUUAAUUAUUUUUCAGUGUUCGGGUAACUGAUUAAGGGACUUUUGUUCCUGCUCUCUUUUACAGGAACACGGUGUUGUUGUCUCUCCUGAGCUCUCAGCCAAUGGGGAAGCAGGACUGGGUGAGGCUGAAGAUGGUGUCAGUGCAGAAUCUGCCGCCUUAUUGGCUCAGGAGGCAUCACAUGAUGGCAGAUCAAACACGCUGGGUAAGAAUAAACUCACCUGUGCACAGGUAACGAUGUUCGUUUAAAUAAUCAAAAAAAUAAAUAACAAAAUAAUUUACUUUAUAAUAAAUAAUAAUGAUUAUUCAACUAAUUGUAAUGAAAUAAUUUAUUGAAAAGAUUUAUUUAGACUCGCAUGUUUUUAACUUUGUCAAAUCCUACUAUUUAUGGAUGAUUUCAACAAUUAACAUCUUCCUUUAAUGCGCCUUUAACGCACUUUAACGCGUCACCCAUAUCCUCAUCCUCCAGACAUAAACUUUCUUCAGCUUGUCUCUGAUUGGUCCAGAAACCUUCACUGAUAAAAAAUCACUGUUAAACGUAUCUAACCCUUUAGCUUCCCGAUGUUUCAGGGAGAACCGGAGAGGAGCGUCCUGAAGACAAAGAGACAGCCACAGCUCUGUCUGUGUUACUGGAGCGUUUGGAAAGGACUCGAGCUCUUCUGAGAGAGUGCCUUCAAAAUAAAAGCCUCUCAUCCGAAAGGCUGAAAACUUGUGCAUCUAUCCAACAGUUGAUUUCAGGUUUAGAGGAGGCACCAAGAACCAUGUUUGAUCAGCGUUAUUCAGAGGAUUUAGAUUUUCACAUGACUGACUCUGGAGUCUCUGAGCUGGUUUUGCAAAACUCCCCAGAAGGAAGAGAAGACCCAGAAGACAGUAGCAAUCCAAGGCAGGGGUCUGCUGAACCACCUGGAGAAACCAGAGCAAAUUCAAGAGCUUCUGUGGAUAGUCAGGAAGAUCACGUCUCUGUGGACCAAAUGGAAGGGGGUCUUCAGGAUAUUCUUAAAAGAGGCAAGCUAGAGAGGCUCUAUGUGGACUCAAUGGUAGGGUAUGAUCAAGGUCCUUCCGCAAGAGGAGAGCUCGAUGAGAUCUCUUUGGGCUUAAAGGAGGGGCGCGUUCCAGAUGCUCUAGAAGGAGAAGUUCUUGAUGAAGUUACUCUGGACUCACAAGAAGAACCCCUUCAGAAUCUCUCAGCAAUAAUGAAGCUCAAGGAAAUCUCCGUAGACCCAAAGGAAGGACACAUCCAAAUUCAGGAACUUUCAGGAAAGGAUAUGCCAGAGAUGGUCUCUGUGUUGUCAAGGGAAGAACUUGGUCUCGGUUCCCAUGGAAAAGACAAGUUGAAGGAACUCUUUGACAAUUUCACAAAAGAACACAUUCAAGGUCCUUCAGGAAGAGACAUGCCAGAAGAGGUUCUUGAGGACUUAAAGGAAGGACCCGUUCAAGGUGUUUCAGGAAGAUACAAGCUCAAGGAAGUUUCUGGGGAUCCAAAGAAGCUUGAUGAAGUUACUCUGGCCUCACAGGAAGAACCCCUUCAGGAUCUCGCAGGAAUAAUGAAGCUCAGGGAAAUCUCCGUAGACCCAAAGGAGGGACACAUCCAAAUUCAGGGACUUUCAGGAAAGGAUGUGCCGGCGGUGGUCUCUGUGUUGCCAAGGGAAGAACUUGAUCUCGGUUCCCCUGGAAAAGACAAGUUGAAGGAACUCUCUGACAAUUUAACAGAAGAACACAUUCAAGGUCCUUUAGGAAGAGACGUGCCAGAGGAGGUUCUUGAGGACUUCAAGGAAGGACCUGUUCAAGGCGUUUCAGGAAGAGACAAGCUCAAAGAGGUUUCUACAGACUCAAAGAAAGGUCACGUUCAAGAUUCUUUAGGAAGUAAGAAGCUCAAGGAGGUCUCUGGGGAUCCAAAGAAGAGACACACUGAGGAUGCUUCAGGGGGAGACAUGUUCAGAGAGGUCACUGUGGUCCCACAGAGAGAGGAUUUUCAGGAGCCUUCAGGAAUGAGCAAGUUUGAGGACAUUUCUUGUGACUUAAAGGAAAGCCAUACUCAGGGUCCUCCAGGAAGAGACAAUCCUAAGGGAGAAGAAGUCCUAGAAGAAGGACACUUUCAGGAUCUUUCAAGAAAAAACAUGCUCUUGGCAGUCUCUGUGGACUCAAGAGAAUGUCUUGUCCAGGAUCCCUCAAGAAGAGCAGUGUUAUGGGACGUCCCUGGAAAAUUCAAGGAAGGACACAUUCAGAAUUCUUCAGGGGAUCCAGGCCCACACAAACUUGAACCGCCACCCUCAGAUGAACAGACGGAGGAGGGUUUUGUUCUUAUCCAGCACAGCGAUAUGCAGGGCAACCCAGAGGAGACUAGUAACCCCAACACAUCGAUGGCCCAGGGAGAAGUCCUCCAUCACACACAUCAACUGGAAACUCGUGUCAACCUUCAUGCUCCCAUAAAAGAAACCCAACUUAAAGGUUGCCAGACUUUUCCUGCAGCAUUUAAAAGGUCAAAGAUCAGCUGGUUCUUGGGACAAACAGCAGAGGAGAUAAAGGUCAUGGCUCUUCCUGAGCUGCUAUCAAAACCACAAGAAGGUAAAACUAUCGCAGAUCAACAGGACAGGUUAACAGGUUUGAAUACUGUUGGUCUGUCAGCUGGAAUCAUGGACAGCUGUGAGGAGGCAAUGCAGCAACCAGAAGACAUAGACGUUGUUGAGGAUGCAGACGUGGGGCAAAUGGGGAGCAGAGGACGAGGAGAACUCAGUUUGGAGCGGCAACACAAACCAGACUGUCAGAUUUCAUAAGAAAAGACCAGAAGCCUGGAGAUCUUCAGUCAAUUACACUAAAGAGAUUACUUAAGGAUAUUAAUAAAAAACAAAAAAAGCUGUUUGAAAUUUGAUUUUUGUGUCUGAUUUAAACAUGUCUGUAAUUAAAAGUUUACUAAAAGUAUUAUUAAAGUCAUUGUUUAAUAUCACUGAUUGAUUAAUUUAAAUAAUUGAUUCACUCAUCACAUUACAAUAUUUAUUUAAAUUAUUCACAACAUGUUUUCUGAUUUAAGUAUGAUUUAGUAAAGUAUGCUGUUUUUAAACACUGUCUCAUCUGACUUCACUGAUAAAGUCCUAAAUUAUUAAUUCAAAUUGAUUGGUGGUGUCUUUUAUUUGUUUAAUUCAAGGAAUUUUACUUUGAAAUUAGAAAAUCAUUCUCACUUAUCUUCUACAUAUUUUUGUUAUUUUUGUUUCAAAAAAUCAUUUGUCUCAAUAAAUCAUUUCAUUGAGGAAAAUUAUGAAAAUCUACCUUUCAAACAACAAUGCAAAUGUUUUGGACACUCACUGAUAGCUCCGUAAUUUCAAAAUAGACUUAUUAUUGUCAGGUGUGUCUAAAGCAAAUGAUUAAAAUGAUAAAAUCACAAGGGGCGACAAACAUCCCAGGCAGGAUGAUUUUCAGAGUGAAUAAGUUUGUCAAAGAGACAGACAUAAACAUUUGAUCUUGAUAUAAUUGUCGUGGGACUGGUUAUUGUUAACUGUUCAUUGUUUGUUGAUUGAUGUUUAUUUGUUGUUGCAGAGCUGCGGUUAAAGAAGCUGUUUGAAGAGAGAGAGAGUUUACAGGAUCAGGUGACGUUUGUUAUUAUUUAUGUUUCAGUGUUUUCUCACUUUAUGAAUGAAUGUGAAUAAAUAAAGACUGAUGGCGCGUUAUGCGUGUUAUCUCCAGGUGAGGUUGUUACAGUCUCAGCUGGAUAAGAAGAACGGGAUGGAACGAGACCAGAACCCAGAGGUCGACGGUCUGCAAAAUGGAGUGGACUCUUUGCUGGACAUGCAGAGUACGACAUCCGUUUGAUUCAACGUCUUUGUUCUCUUCUUCUUCUUCUCUUUUGUCUUAUUUUUUCCUUUGCUUUCUUCAUCCUUUGUCAUCUUCAUCUUCAUCUUCCUCAUCUUCAUUAUAUAUUUAUUUAAACUUUAUCUGUGUAAUCUUUUAUUUCUCAACAUUUUCCUUUCUGUCUGUAGGAGAAGCAAACAGACAGAUCAGUGACCUGAAGUUCAAACUUGUCAAAUCUGAACAGGAAGUGACCACGCUCGAGCAGAACGUGAGCAUCCUCUGAUUGUAAUACCGAGCUGAAUAUUGAAGACAGAGGUCACAAAGUCCACAUAGUAGAAAUUAAAAGUUUGUGUUUAACCUCAGGUGAUCAGACUGGAGGGUCAGGUGACUCGAUACAAGACGGCGUCAGAAAACGCAGAAAAGACAGAAGACGAGCUGAAGGUGGAGAAAAGGAAACUGCAGAGAGAGGUGACGCAUCUUUUUAUCACCUGAUUGGAUGUUUACAGCGUUCAGCAGUCAUGUGACAGGAUGUUAACGUUGGUUUGUUUCUGCUGUAGCUGCGUGCGGCUUUGGAUCGGGUGGAUGAGUUGGAGCUCAGUAACCUCCACCUCAACAAACGACUCGACAAGAUGAAGGCCAACAGGAGCGCCCUGCUCGCCCAGCAGUGA
Molecule: messenger RNA, 14961 nt
Organism: Xyrichtys novacula (pearly razorfish)
Lineage: Eukaryota; Metazoa; Chordata; Actinopteri; Labriformes; Labridae
Source: the annotation of a GenBank genome assembly